ACAACUCCUCCUCUUUUUAAAGCUAAGCUGGUAAUGAAGAAAUGGUGCAAAUAGAUUUACCAAUAAAGAGAUAUAGAGAAUAUGAGCUGGUGACUCCAGUCAGCACAAAUCUAGAAGGACGCUAUCUCUCCCAUACUCUUUCUGCGAGUCACAAAAAGAGGUCAGCGAGGGACGUGUCUUCCAACCCUGAGCAGUUGUUUUUUAAUAUCACAGCAUUUGGAAAAGAUUUUCAUCUGCGACUAAAGCCCAACACUCAACUAGUAGCUCCUGGGGCUGUUGUGGAGUGGCGUGAGACAUCUCUGGUGCCUGGGAAUAUAACCGAUCCCAUUAACAACCAUCAGCCAGGAAGUGCUACGGAUAGAAUCCGGAAAACAGAGCCUUUGCAGACUAACUGUGCUUAUGUUGGUGACAUCGUGGAUAUUCCAGGAACCUCUGUUGCCAUCAGCAACUGUGAUGGUCUGAACUCUGUCAUCACACCUGUGAGACACUCUAGCCACAUGGAGAAGCAAAUCCUUGAGAUAUCCUAGCCCAGGUGUCAAACAUGUGCAUGAGGAUCCUCUAAAUGUUUCUAGACCUCAGCCAUUCAAGUCACUUCCAGCUCUUUAGAUCUGUCCAGCUAGUCCCCAGACUUUGUGGAGCAAAGAGAAGCCAUCUGCAUUGUGCCUGUCUGAAAUCCUGACCCAUAGAACCCAGAGAAAACAUGAUGGCUGGAGCUGCAGCAGUCAUCUAGUGACCAUGAAGGAAAGGCCAUGAGAAUUGCCCAGGUGCCAGCCUCCACGUCAUUAAGUUGUGGAACCAAUAUCAGUAGCCACUUACUGAACUUUUUGUCAAGGCUUCCAUUUCAUGUUAGUAUUGUUGGAGAGCACCAGCACAUGGUUCUGUGUGGGGAAAGGCUGUGAAUAUUUAAACUGGUAGCUACAGCACUGAUGUAACUGAUGAAUAAACCAACAUCAGCUCUGUUUAGCCUUUUCUCCAUGACAAAUAUGCAGCCUUGGAUGAGA
Mandrillus leucophaeus (drill) is the source of this 1001-nucleotide messenger RNA. Its product is annotated as A disintegrin and metalloproteinase with thrombospondin motifs 3-like. The record is from RefSeq and is a predicted model, not a curated record. The transcript has 4 exons. Bases 42 to 527 code for a protein of 161 amino acids. Lineage: Eukaryota; Metazoa; Chordata; Mammalia; Primates; Cercopithecidae.